AUGUCUUCCCCUUGCCUAAAGAACAAUACUUUGACAUUUUUUAUUGCAAAUUGGAUUAUAUCAAGACAAACAUCAGAACUUUUAGAUCUAAUUAGGCUUGAUACAUGGAGCCGAAUUGAUAUAGUAGGAAGACAAGAAGCUCGUAUUGUUGAUAUAAAAAAUUUCAAUCAAAUUUUAAUUGAAGUCGAAGAAAAAAUUGAAGGGGUUACUAAAAAUUUUCUAGUGAAUGUUCAUAAUAUUGAAAGUGCAAAGAAAGCAAGACUUUUACCAAUAAUUCAGGAAGAUGAUGGAUUGGAAAAAAUAGAUUGGCACGAUAGAAAUUAUAUGGAGAAAGAGAAACUUAAAGUCGGUAUAGGUGAACAAGGACGACCUGCUUAUCUUAUGUCUUAUGAGGCCGAAAGUGAAAAAUUAUUAUUUAACGAAUAUGGUUUUAAUGGCUUAUUAAGUGAUAAAAUUUCUCUAAAUAGAUCAGUGCCAGAUAUUCGUUACGAAGGUUGCAACUCAAAAAAAUAUCUUGCAGAAUUGCCGUCGGUCAGUAUAAUUAUAGUAUUUUAUAAUGAGCAUUGGAGUACAUUACUUCGAUCUGUAUAUAGCUGCUUAAAUCGUUCUCCAUCUCAUUUAAUCAAAGAAAUAAUUUUGGUGGACGACUGCAGCGAUAAAGAAUUUUUAGGAAAGCAGUUGGAUGAUUUUAUAGCUGAAAAAUUACCUAAAGUUCAGGUAAUACACCUUCAAGAACGAAGUGGGUUAAUUUUAGCACGUUUAGCUGGAGCAAAGCAAGCAACAGCAGAAGUUUUAAUAUUUUUAGACUCACAUAUUGAAACUAAUUACAAUUGGUUACCUCCACUAUUAGAACCUAUUGCACUAAACCCCAGAACAUCCGUAUGUCCCUUUAUUGACGUGAUAGAUCAUACAACUUUUGAAUAUAGAGCGCAAGACGAAGGUGCUAGAGGAGCAUUUGAUUGGCAGUUUUUUUAUAAGAGAUUACCUUUACUACCUGAAGACCUAAUAGAUCGAACUAGACCAUUUAACAGUCCAAUAAUGGCUGGUGGGUUAUUUGCAAUAGGAAAAAAAUUUUUCUGGGAACUCGGAGGCUAUGACGAAGGUUUAGACAUUUGGGGUGGAGAACAAUAUGAACUGAGUUUUAAAAUUUGGAUGUGUGGUGGUAAACUAAUUGAUGCACCUUGUUCAAGAGUUGGUCAUAUAUACAAAGAAGUUAUAACUUUUAAGAAUCCUAGAUCAAAUGACUACCUUCAUAAGAACUACAAGCGUGUGGCUGAAGUUUGGAUGGAUGAGUAUGCCGAAUACCUUUACGAUCGUGAUUCUGAAAUUUAUAGUAAAAUCGAUACCGGUGAUUUAACGAAGCAGAAAACUAUCAGGACGAAUUUAAAAUGCAAAUCAUUUAAAUGGUUCAUGGAAAAAAUUGCUUUCGAUUUGCCAAAAUAUUAUCCUCCUGUUGAACCACCAGAUUUUGGAUUUGGUGUAAUUCAGAGUUAUACUAAUCCGAGUUUUUGUCUUGAUUCUUUAAAUAAAGGGUUAAACGAAGAGGUUGAACUUAAUUUCUGUGCACAAAAUCUAACACAUCCUCAUGGAAGUCAAAAUUGGGCUUUAAGUUGGCAUAAAGAUAUACGCGUUAGACAUAAAACUGAAUGUUUGGAUGUUUCACAGAGUAUCAAAGAUUCGCCUGUUACAUUAUAUGCUUGCCAUGGACAACAUGGUAAUCAAUUAUGGCAUUAUGACAUAAAAUCAAAGUGGCUUGUUCAAGGUCAAAGUAUGCGAUGUUUAGAAGCAGCACCAAAAGUAGGAAAAGUUUAUGUCAAUGAUUGUAGUGAAUCAAACUUAAACAUGAAGUGGAAUUUGGGUUACGUAAAUGUAACUGCAAUUGAAAACUAUGGCUUAAAUUCUGAUUCUCUCUAA
Molecule: messenger RNA, 1914 nt
Organism: Condylostylus longicornis
Lineage: Eukaryota; Metazoa; Arthropoda; Insecta; Diptera; Dolichopodidae
Product: N-acetylgalactosaminyltransferase 6-like
Exons: 4
Coding region: 1-1914 (637 amino acids)
Cellular component (GO): Golgi apparatus
Source: RefSeq, a predicted model, not a curated record